Messenger RNA from Phytophthora nicotianae INRA-310, 2216 nucleotides. RefSeq lists its product as hypothetical. The transcript has a single exon. NCBI's taxonomy places the organism in Eukaryota, Oomycota, Peronosporomycetes, Peronosporales, Peronosporaceae. Bases 250 to 2088 code for a protein of 612 amino acids. The record is from RefSeq and is a predicted model, not a curated record.
GAAGCCAGUCGCUUUUUUCAGUCCUGGUCGCCGGCUCCGUGUCAUUCUCCAUACUGCUCUCCUCUCCUACCCGCUCUUGCGUCGAUUCUCGCGGCGGGAAGGACGUAAAGCUUAUACCCUAGUGCCACAAUCGCCAGUGUGUCCUAAUAACAGAGAGACACUCGACACUUUGGGCAUCAGUAGCUUAUAUAGGCACUACCUCCCCCCCCCCCACUACGCCGCCGGUCGUAGUACCUUCCCCCCUCCCGUAUGCCGCUGUUCUCCCGGUCCUCGGAGCGCAAGCCACGGAAGACGCACCGCUUCUCGCUGCGCAAGCACCACCGCCACUCGGACGCCGACGCGGAUUCGGUUGCCAGUCUCAGCAGCAGCCACAGCAACCACUCGGACAGGAAACCGCGACGUCAGACGCAACCAACCACACGCGAGGCGGAGCAGACGAUCGUCGUGCCUCGCACAGCGUCCAACGCGCUCAACAUCAAGGCUCCUCCGUCCGCCCUCUCGUCUUCUGUUCGAUCCUCAGCCUCCACGCUGCGUAGCACCAGCCCCACACUGAACGAAAACUUGUCGGGCGGAGAGAACGACACGGAAAUCUCGGAGAUCUCGGAGGAGUCCGAUAACCGAGACUCGGUCAUUACGCCGCCUCAGAGCCGCGUCCCCAGCAUGCGCAACAGUCGACACAGUGCCAAGUCGUCACGCAAUAACCGCAACAGCCUCGCCGAGUACCGUCAGCUGCAAUGCUCCAUGUCUUACAAGAACCGCGUCAACAGCGACGCAUACCGAGGCACCAGCACCACGUCCGGUCUCAGCGAGUCACGUAUGAGCGAUCGUAUGAGCGACAUGCGGACGUCCCUAGUGGAGGGAUUCCGCGCCACCAACUCGUCGGUACGCUCGUCCGACGGCCACAGCCUGCUUAACGCACGGAUUUCCGAAUCGUCCACGACGAUUACAUCAACUAUCCCCCCUACUCCAGUAUCUGCAGCCCCCGUUUCUAUUCCUUCCCCACCGUCUCGGAUCUCUGAAGUCUCUCCUUCUUCUGGUACCUCUCGGAUGACUGAGGCCAAUGUAGCUGCUCUACAGACACGUCGUGCAUUCCAGCAAAUGGUUUUGGCUAUGGAAGAUGAGGAUUCAGGCGACGAGUACGACUCCGACAGCGACGUAUGGCGAACCAGCAGUGCUGAGAGCUCAGCCGCCAGUUCUGGCGUUGUACGACUCGGUGCUGACGAGUACAGGAAGUUCCAGUUCCGUCUUCGUCAGCUUGAGGAGCUGACAGCAGAGCAGUCUAGGAAACAGGCAGAUAUGGAGCAAACCAUUGAACAGGAGGUACAGAACAGGACACAGAAGGUUAUUGAGGCCAUGGAGAAGCAGAUCAGCAUGUACAAACAGGCCAAGGAGCUCGAAUGCGAGCGUGAGGUGCAGCGGAGAGUGUCGGAACAUAUCGAGAACCCGCGAUUAAGUCGUAGUGCUAGUCGCGCCAGCAUGACACGCAGAUCUUCGGCCUACGGUUUACAUACGAGCAGCAGUUCCAGCAGCUUCCGAGACAGCUACAACAUCUCGAGCAGCAUCAAAGAAGAGGGACAUUCGCUCGAGAAGCUGCUGCAUCCUCGACGAUCGCGUAAACGUCUGGAGCAGAUGAAGGAGCGUGAAGAAGCCCAGAAGCGAGAGAUGGAGCAGUUCCGGGAGUUCAUUCGCAACACCGAGAUGCGCGUCACACAGACACACGGCGUGGACGGCGUCAUGUCGGCGACACAGCUCGAGAAGGCCAGGAACAAACUGGAGGACCUGAGCGACCCUCUUCUGCCAGAGUCUUUGCUGCAAUCGCCCCCUUCAGACCUGAUUGAGUUGGUCUGUGUAUUGCGCAAGAACGGACGGGAACAGGAGAAGCAAAUAGAGGAGGCCAAGAGUCUCGUGACCGCCGCGAUCGAAGCGCGCGAAGACGCCGAGGCCACGGCACGUGAAGCCAUGGAGCUCACGCUCCUGCUGGACGCGAGAUUAGAGCAGCAGUCGCGCAAGUUUUCGGCUGCUGACGAGCUCCGACAAUCGCGGGGAACCAGUGUGGGCACGCCGGCGUCGUCGUCGGUGAUGGAGUAACUCACAGUUUUGAUGUUCGUGCGUUCUAAAGCGUCGGAGGCUCGUAGAGAGCGACACUAGCAACCACGCCAGUGUACUAUAAUCCAAUUCUCAUAUAAAAAUGUGCCAACGAAAAUUUGCCCCUAUAU